AUGUGGAGACGAACAUACCUUGUUUUGCUGCUUAUUCGCGUCUAUUUCGCACUGUCGCCGAGCUAUCUUCAUCCAGAUGAGAACUUCCAGGGCCCAGAAGUGUUUGCCGAGCAAGUCUAUUCUUAUCCGGCUCAGCUUACCUGGGAAUUCACCUCCGCCAAACCCAUCCGAGGCAUCUUCCCGUUAUGGCUAGGCUACGGCCUGCCUAUGACCUUUCUCAAAUGGUUCUGGACGGAGGCUGGGACGGGUAACACGCCACCAUACCUAAUCUACUAUGUGCUGCGCGGCUCGAUGUUUGGGCUGAGCUUUGUGCUCGAGGACUGGGCUAUACACGAGUUGAUCGCGUCUCCCCGCCACCGCCGGCAGGCUGUAGUGCUGGUCGCGUCGUCAUUUGUGACAUGGACGUAUCAGUCGCAUACAUUUUCGAAUUCUUUGGAGACGUUACUGGUAGCGUGGAGUUUGGUUGUGAUUCAGAGAAUUUUGGAGAAUGAGCAGCGCUCGUCUGUUUUGGCUUGCGCAAUACUCGCUUUUACGACCGUUAUAGGAGUGUUCAAUAGGAUUACCUUUCCGGCAUUUAUUGUGAUACCUGCGAUGCGAUUGAUUCCUCAUUUGUGGAAAAAGCCCUUUUCAUUCGCUUCUCUGGUUGUUUCCGGUAUAAUAUUCUCCCUGAUUGCUGUUUACGCCGAUACAAGCUUUUAUAGCUCUUCUCCGAUAUCACUGUCCGACCUUUUCCGAAGGCCCAUAAUUACGCCCCUUAACAAUCUUCUUUAUAACACCAACAAAACAAACCUUGCAUCGCACGGUCUACACCCUCAUUAUCAACAUUUUUUAGUUAAUGCGCCUCAGUUACUUGGACCUGUCUAUCUUCUUCUAAUGGCGUCGAUUUUCUGGCGUACAAGCCGCCUUCACUUUUCCCUCGCUAAUAUGAGAGCUAUAUCAGCAUUAUCAGGAGCCACAAUUCUGUCAAUUUUUCCGCACCAAGAGCCCCGAUUCUUAUUGCCUUGCGUCCCUCUUUUGCUCACUUGCUUCAAGUUACCGAAAUCACGUAUAUUCCUUGCUUCUUGGAUACUAUUCAACGGUAUUAUGGGGACUUUGAUGGGCAUUUAUCAUCAGGGCGGCGUCAUUCCCACCCAACUCCAGAUGCCAACUAUUCUGUCCGAUAUAAAGUCUAACGUGGAUAAUGUUCCUGUAGCUAAUGGGACGGCCAACGUUUUCUGGUGGAAAACCUACUCCCCACCAAGGUGGAUGCUUGGAGAUUUGGCCAACAUUACCAUUAGAACUCACGACCUUAUGGGGGUACCCGGUGUCGAAAUGCUGGCUAAAAUGAAGGAGAGUAUACCACAGUGCAUUGAUGCGCCGAUUAUACGCAGUGAGCAAGAUGCCUUGAUCAAUCCAAAUAUUCUCGUUGCGCCAAGAUCCGCGUCAUUUCUUGAUGAGUACACCAACCAUGCCGCUGGCACCAAUACGAACAGCGAACGUAGCCUUACCCUUGAGUUCAGGCAAAUCUGGUCGUAUAAUCGCCAUCUGAGCCUAGACGACCUAGACUUUGGCGACGAUGGCAUUCUGCCAACACUAAAACGCGUCCUGGGUCGGCAUGGGCUUGAUACUUGGCACGUCACCCGAGUAUGCAAAUGA
This is a messenger RNA of Ophidiomyces ophidiicola, 1635 nucleotides long. RefSeq names its product alpha 1,2 mannosyltransferase (gene SMP3). Gene Ontology annotation, cellular component: endoplasmic reticulum membrane. Gene Ontology annotation, molecular function: alpha-1,2-mannosyltransferase activity. The transcript is spliced from 4 exons. The record is from RefSeq and is a predicted model, not a curated record. Bases 1 to 1635 code for a protein of 544 amino acids. Lineage: Eukaryota; Fungi; Ascomycota; Eurotiomycetes; Onygenales; Onygenaceae. Gene Ontology annotation, biological process: GPI anchor biosynthetic process.